Colossoma macropomum (tambaqui) is the source of this 7238-nucleotide messenger RNA. RefSeq names its product trio Rho guanine nucleotide exchange factor b (gene triob). Gene Ontology annotation, cellular component: cytoplasm. Gene Ontology annotation, molecular function: guanyl-nucleotide exchange factor activity; protein binding. Lineage: Eukaryota; Metazoa; Chordata; Actinopteri; Characiformes; Serrasalmidae. The transcript is spliced from 50 exons. Bases 160 to 7131 code for a protein of 2323 amino acids. The record is from RefSeq and is a predicted model, not a curated record.
AGCCAAGAUGGAGGGUCUCCGCUCCCCGAGUAAAGGCACGCACCUACGGGUCGCUCUUCGAUGAAAAGAACCAGGACUCUCUCCUCUCCCUGCUCUGCCUCUCUACGCCGGAGUACCAGCGCUGGACCUGUAUAGAACCCGUGGCGACCAGGUGAAGCCAUGAGCUCGGGAGAAGCAGACGACUCGUCUAAGGACGGAGCAGACAUAGCGGCGUUCUUCAAAUCCGACUGCUCUCUUCCCAAGUGUGAACCCAAGCUCGAUUUAGCUGGACACACAGGGUUCAACAGAAAUGAAGAGAUGAAGGCCAUCGAGGUGUUGCCUAUUCUCAAAGAGAAGGUGGCUUUCUUAUCAGGGGGCAGAGACAGACGCGGCGGCCCGGUCCUCACUUUCCCUGCCCGCAGCAACCAUGACAGAAUACGACAGGAGGACCUCAGGCGUCUCAUCGCCUACCUGGCAGGCAUCCCCAGUGAGGAAGUUAGCAGACAUGGCUUCACGGUCAUCGUGGACAUGCGCGGCUCCAAAUGGGACUCUAUCAAGCCCCUGCUGAAGAUCCUCCAGGAGUCCUUCCCCUCCUGCAUCCACGUCGCGCUCAUCAUCAAACCCGACAACUUCUGGCAGAAACAGAGGACCAACUUUGGCAGCUCCAAAUUCGAAUUUGAGACCAUCAUGGUGUCCCUGGAUGGACUGUCCAAAAUGGUGGACCCCUCGCAGCUGACGGCUGACUUUGAUGGCAGCUUGGACUACAACCAUGAGGAGUGGAUUGAGGUGCGUGUGGCCUUCGAAGAGUUCACAAGCAAUGCGGCUCGCGUGCUGACCCGUCUGGAGGAGCUGCAGGACCUGGUGUCUCAGCGGGAGCUCCCAACCGAUCUAGACGGCGCACGGCGCAGCAUAGAGGAACAUGCCUCUCUUAAGAAGCGAGUCACCAAAGCUCCGGUGGAGGAACUGGAUGCUGAGGGCCAGCGGCUGCUGCAGCGUAUCCAGGGUGGCGAGCGGGGCUGUGGGGACGUGCAGGGCCUCAUCCCCAAGGUCUCUGCCCUGCUGGACAAACUUCACAGCACCCGGCAGCACCUGCACCAGGCCUGGCACAUGCGCAAACUCAAGCUGGACCAGUGCUUCCAACUCCGGCUCUUUGAGCAGGAUGCAGAAAAGAUGUUUGACUGGAUUGUGCACAACAAGGGCCUGUUCCUGACCAGCUACACAGAGAUAGGAGCCAACCACCAGCACGUGCUGGAGCUGCAGACCCAGCACAAUCACUUCGCAAUGAACUGCAUGAACGUGUAUGUGAAUAUCAGUCGGAUCAUGUCGGUUGGGAACCGGCUGCUGGAGGCCGGUCACUAUGCUGCUCUGCAGAUCCAGCAGGUGUCGGGACAGCUGGAGCAGGAGUGGAAGGCCUUCGCCGCUGCGCUGGACGAGAGGAGCACCUUGCUGGAGAUGUCGGCCAACUUCCAUCAAAAAACAGACCAGUACUUGAGUAACGUGGAGCCAUGGUGUAAGGCGUGCGGAGAGGGUGAGCUGCCCUCAGAGCUGCAGGACCUGGAGGACACUAUCCACCACCACCAAGGCCUGUACGAGCACAUCAUGGCUGCCUACUCUGAGGUGAGUCAAGACGGGAAGGCCCUGCUGGACAAACUCCAGCGCCCUUUGACCCCCGGCAGUGCCGAUUCGCUGACAGCCUCAGCCAACUACUCGAAGGCUGUCAACCAUGUGCUGGACAUCAUUCACGAGGUGCUGCACCACCAGCGGCAGCUGGAGAACAUCUGGCAGCACCGCAAGCUCCGCCUCCACCAGCGCCUGCAGCUCUGCGUCUUCCAGCAGGACGUCCAGCAGGUUCUGGACUGGAUCGAAAACCAUGGUGAGGCGUUCCUCAGUAAGCACACAGGUGUGGGGAAGUCUCUGCACAGAGCCAGGGCUCUUCAGAAGCGCCAUGAGGACUUCGAGGAAGUGGCACAGAACACAUACACCAACGCUGAUAAGCUGCUGGAGGCUGCAGAGCAGUUGGCUCAGACAGGCGAGUGUGACCCAGAGGAGAUCUAUCAGGCCGCCCACCAGCUAGAGGACCGCAUCCAGGACUUCGUGAGACGAGUGGAGCAGCGCAAAGUUCUGCUGGACAUGUCCGUGGCCUUCCAUACCCACGGCAAAGAGCUGUGGACGUGGCUGGAGGAGCUGCAGAAGGAGCUGCUGGACGAUGUGUAUGCAGAGUCUGUAGAGGCGGUGCAGGACCUAAUCAAGCGCUUUGGCCAGCAGCAGCAGACCACCCUGCAGGUCACCGUCAACGUCAUCAAGGAGGGAGAGGACCUCAUCCAGCAGCUCAGAGACUCGGCCAUCUCCAGUAACAAGACGCCUCACAACAGCUCCAUGGCCCACAUUGAGAGUGUUCUGCAGCAGCUGGAUGAGGCUCAGGCCCGCAUGGAGGAGCUCUUCCAGGAGAGAAAGAUCAAACUGGAGCUCUUCCUGCAGCUCCGCAUCUUCGAGAGGGAUGCAAUCGAUGUCAUCUCGGACCUGGAGUCAUGGAACGAGGAGUUGUCUCAGCAGAUGGGGGAAUUUGACACAGAAGAUUUGACUCUGGCGGAGCAGCGGCUGCAGCACCAUGCUGAUAAAGCUCUCACCAUGAACAACCUCACCUUCCACGUCGUCCACCAGGGACAGGAGCUGCUGCAGUACGUCACUGAAGUGCAGGCUUCAGGUGUGGAGUUGUUGUGUGACCGGGAUGUGGACAUGGCCACUCGAGUGCAGGACUUGCUGGACUUUCUGCGUGAGAAGCAGCAGGAGCUGGAUGCGGCUGCUGAGCAACACCGCCGUCACCUGGAGCAGUGUGUGCAGCUGCGCCACCUGCAGGCCGAAGUCAAACAGGUUCUGGGCUGGAUUCGUAAUGGAGAGUCCAUGCUGAACGCUGGUCUGAUCACAGCCAGUUCACUUCAGGAGGCUGAACAACUUCAGAGAGAGCACGAGCAGUUCCAGCAUGCCAUUGAGAAGACUCAUCAGAGUGCUCUGCAGGUGCAGCAGAAGGCAGAGGCUCUGCUUCAGGCUAAUCAUUAUGAUAUGGAUAUGAUCCGGGACUGUGCUGAGAAGGUGGCAUCUCACUGGCAGCAGCUCAUGCUGAAGAUGGAGGACAGACUGAAGCUGGUCAACGCCUCGGUGGCCUUCUACAAAACCUCUGAACAGGUGUGCAGUGUGUUGGAGAGUCUGGAGCAGGAAUAUAAGAGAGAGGAGGACUGGUGUGGAGGCAGUGACAAGCUUGGGCCAAACUCCGAGACUGACCAUGUCACUCCAAUGAUCAGCAAACACCUGGAACAGAAAGAGGCUUUCCUCAAGGCGUGCACGUUAGCCCGACGCAACGCCGAUGUCUUCCUAAAGUACCUGCACAGGAACAGCGUGAACAUGCCCGGAAUGCUGGCCCAGAUCAAAGCUCCUGAACAGCAAGUCAAGAAUAUCCUGAACGAGCUGCUGCAGAGGGAGAACAGAGUCCUACAUUUCUGGACUAUGAGGAAGAGGAGGCUCGACCAGUGCCAGCAGUAUGUUGUGUUUGAACGCAGCGCUAAACAGGCUCUGGAGUGGAUCCAUGACACCGGCGAGUUUUACCUCUCUACGCACACCUCCACAGGCUCCAGCAUCCACCACACACAGGAGCUGCUGAAAGAGCACGAAGACUUCCAGAUCACAGCCAAGCAAACCAAAGAACGGGUGAAGCUCCUGAUCCAGUUGGCGGAUGGUUUUUGUGAGAAGGGCCACGCCCAUGCCAGCGAGAUCAAGAAAUGGGUCACCUCAGUGGACAAGCGCUACCGCGACUUCUCCCUCCGUAUGGAGAAAUACCGCUCCUGCCUGGAGAAAGCGCUGGGCAUUUCAUCCGACUCCAACAAGGUGAGCAAAGAUUUGCAGCUGGACAUCAUCUCAGCCAGCGCCCCCGAAGCAGAGGUCAAACUCCGAGACGCCAACCAUGAGCUCAAUGAGGAGAAGCGCAAAUCCGCCCGCAGAAAAGAGUUCAUAAUGGCUGAACUGAUUCAGACGGAGAAGGCCUAUGUAAGAGAUCUGCGGGAGUGCAUGGAUACGUACCUUUGGGAGAUGACCAGUGGAGUGGAGGAGAUCCCUGCAGGAAUCGUCAACAAGGAGCACAUCAUCUUCGGCAACAUGCAGGACCUCUACGAGUUCCACCACAAUAUUUUCCUGAAAGAGCUGGAGAAGUAUGAACAGCUGCCUGAAGACGUUGGUCACUGCUUUGUUACAUGGGCCGAUAAGUUCCAAAUGUACGUGAACUACUGUAAGAACAAGCCGGACUCUACUCAGCUCAUACUGGAUCACGCAGGCUCCUACUUUGACGAGAUCCAGCAGAGGCACAGGCUGGCCAACUCCAUCUCCUCCUAUCUUAUUAAACCUGUGCAGAGAAUCACCAAGUACCAGCUGCUCCUCAAGGAGCUGUUGACAUGUUGUGAAGAGGGUAAAGGUGAGAUAAAAGAUGGUCUGGAGGUCAUGCUUAGUGUCCCCAAGAAAGCCAAUGAUGCCAUGCACCUCAGCAUGCUAGAAGGUUUUGAUGAGAAUAUCGAGUCUCAGGGGGAGUUGAUCCUGCAGGAGUCUUUCCAGGUGUGGGACCCCAAGACCCUCAUCCGUAAAGGCCGAGACCGCCACCUCUUCCUCUUCGAGAUGUCUCUAAUCUUCAGCAAGGACGUCAAAGACUCCAACGGCCGGAGCAAGUACCUCUACAAAAGCAAGCUGAUGACCUCUGAGCUGGGAGUAACAGAGCAUGUGGAAGGAGACCCCUGUAAAUUUGCACUCUGGGUUGGACGCACGCCUACCUCAGACAACAAGAUCGUCCUGAAGGCUUCCAGUUUAGAGAACAAGCAGGAGUGGAUCAAGAAUGUACGGGAGGUGAUUCAGGAGCGUACCAUUCACCUGCGGGGCGCACUCAAAGAGCCCAUCCACAUCCCCAAAGCCACUGCCACCAAACUUAAGGGCAGACGGGAGGGAGAGGACCUGGACAGUCAGGGUGACGCAAGCAGCCAGCCAGACACGAUCUCCAUCGCCUCCCGCACCUCCCAAAACACCCUGGACAGUGACAAGCUGUCUGGCGGUUGUGAACUGACAGUGGUCAUCCAUGACUUCAUGGCCAGUAAUGGCUCAGAGUUGACUGUGAGGCGAGGUCAGACCGUGGAGCUCCUGGAGAGGCCACAGGACAAGCCUGAGUGGUGCUUGGUGCGCACCACUGACCGCUCACCUGCCCAGGAAGGCUUAGUGCCCAGUGCCAUGCUGUGCAUUGCCCACUCCCGCAGCAGCAUGGAGAUGGAGGGAAUCUUCAACCACAAAGAUACCCUCUCUGUGUCCAGUAAUGAUGGUGGACUGUCAGGCAGUGCUACUCUGCAGCCGGGGCACCUGCAGGGUUCUCCAGGGGCCAAGCGGCCAGGCAACACGCUGCGCAAAUGGCUGACCAGCCCAGUGCGGAGGCUCAGCAGUGGAAAGGCGGACGGCCACGUAAAGAAGCUGGCACACAAGCACAAGAAGAGCCGUGAUGUGCGCAAGAACGCAGACGGCGGCUCACAGAAAGACUCAGACGACAGCGCAGCCACGCCCCAGGACGAGAGCGUGGAGGAGAGGAUGAGAAAUGAGGGAUUGAGCAGUGGCACGCUCUCCAAGUCAUCCUCCUCAGGCAUGCAGAGCUGUGGGGAGGAGGAAGGAGAGGAGGGGGCCGACUCUGUUCCCCUGCCACCGCCCAUGGCCAUUCAGCAGCACAGUCUGCUUCAUCAGGACUCCCAGGAGGACAAGGCUUCUUCUCGUCUCUCUGGACGCCCCAGCAGCUCUGAGACACCCAGUGCAGCCGAACUGGUCAGUGCCAUCGAGGAACUCGUCAAAAGCAAGAUGAAUCUUGAGGACCGGCCCAGUUCCCUCUCGGUUGAUCAUGCAGACAGUAGUAGCCCUUCCUGUAAUCCCUCUGAUAACUCCCUCCUGUCCUCCUCUUCACCUGUCGAUGAGAUGGAUGAGCGCAAGACAGGCUUCCUCAAGAAACGCCACUACGUGCUUCUGGAGCUGGUAGAGACAGAGAGAGACUACGUUAGAGACUUGGGUGCAGUAGUAGAGGGCUACAUGAGCCGGAUGAAGGAGGAGGGGGUUCCGGACGACAUGAAGGGCAAAGACAAGAUUGUGUUCGGAAACAUCCACCAGAUUUACGACUGGCACAAAGACUUCUUCCUGGGUGAACUGGAGAAGUGCCUGGAGGAUCCUGAUAGGCUAGCGCCUCUGUUCAUCAAACAAGAACGGCGAUUACACAUGUACAUAGUCUACUGCCAGAACAAGCCCAAAUCAGAACACAUCGUCUCUGAGUACAUAGACACUUAUUUUGAGGAUCUGAAGCAGCGUUUGGGCCACAGGCUGCAGAUCACAGACCUGCUGAUCAAGCCGGUGCAGAGGAUCAUGAAGUACCAGCUGCUGCUGAAGGAUUUCUUGAAGUUUUCCAAAAAGGCUGGAGUGGACACGACAGAAUUAGAGAAAGCUGUGGAGGUCAUGUGUGUCGUUCCCAAACGCUGCAAUGACAUGAUGAACGUGGGCCGUCUCCAGGGCUUUGAUGGGAAAAUCGUAGCGCAGGGUAGACUCCUCCUGCAGGACACUUUCAUGGUGUCGGAUCAGGACAGCAGCCUGCUGUCCCGCAUGAAGGAGCGUCGUGUCUUCCUCUUUGAGCAGAUAGUCAUCUUCAGUGAGCCUCUGGACAAGAAGAAAGGCUUCUCCAUGCCGGGCUAUCUGUUCAAAAACAGCAUUAAGGUCAGUUGGUUGGGACUAGAGGACAGUUCAGACAAUGACCCCUGCAAGUUCACUCUGACCUCGAGGUCGUCCACAGGAGGCACAGAGCGUUACAUCCUGCACUCAUCCAGCCCAUCGGUCUGCCAGACCUGGGUCCACCAAAUCAGCAGCAUCUUAGAGAACCAGAGGAACUUCCUCAAUGCUCUAACAUCUCCCAUUGAGUACCAGCGGAACCACGUAGGGGCAAGUGGUUCGGGCGGUCCCAGCAGUAGCAGUGGCCUACCUGGAGGCAGCAGUAGCAGCAGCAGCAGCUCGUCUUCGCGCUCCCGCAGUUCCAGAAUCCCGCAGCCUUCCUCCCGUCUCCCCCAGCCAGUGCAGCACCAUCACCCAGACAGCCGCACAUCAGAGUGAAAGCAGCAGCAGUAGCAGUGUAUCCACCAUGCUGGUGACCCAGGACUACGUGGCUGUGAAAGAGGAUGAGAUCAGUGUGUUUCAGGGCGAGGUCGUGCAGAUUUUGG